GCGGUUGUAGGGGUGGGCAUUUGGGGGUCAUUCACAGUCGCGCAUUUUUGCAUUUUCACUCGGACGGCGUGUGUGUGAGGGGCGGACGGGCAGCGAUUCAAGCAGCUGCCGGUCAAUAACAUUAGCACCGCGAGGAAGCUUAAAGCUAGCUUUGUAACCUAUAACACUACCUACAUUGUCCAUUAACAUAACACAAGCAGUGAACUUGGCCUGCUGCGUUAUUUAGCUAGGUUACCGGUAACCGAAAGUAUUUCAGAUAGCUAAUUAGCGACCGUUAGCUGUUUGCUAACACGGCCGGUCAUUAUCAGUUAUUAACCGACAGUGUUCAUCCCAAACCCGUGCAGCUUAGCUAGCCUGACCGGCGCAAAAUAAGCACUUGCUAGAAGAAAACACAGCUAGCAAGCUAACGCUAAACGUUAUUGAAUUGUGUGUCAGGGCUAGCUAGCUAACCGUAGAAAUUUCUGUGCCGUUCUCCAGCCCUUCUCCUUUCACACCGAAACGCUGGAAAUCCGAAAGACAAGCGAAGAGCCGGCAAAGCUGGGGCUGCUAGCGGAGCCGCACGGCGGCAUGGACGGAGUAGCCGGCGUGGACGGAGUAGCCACCAUGGACGGGCUGCCGGUGGAGGUGCGCGGAUCUAACGGGGCCUUCUACAAGGGUUACAUCAAAGAUGUCCACGAAGACUCCCUUACUAUAGUCUUCGAAAACAACUGGCAACCAGAAAGACAGCUGCCAUUCAGUGAUGUGAGGUUGCCGCCCCCACCCGACUACAGCAAGGACAUUGGCGAGGGAGAGGAAGUGGAGGUGUACUCCCGAGCAAAUGAACAGGAACCCUGCGGCUGGUGGCUAGCCAGAGUGAGAAUGAUGAAGGGCGAGUUCUACGUGAUAGAGUAUGCAGCAUGUGAUGCCACAUACAAUGAAAUUGUCACUUCAGAGCGUAUUCGUCCAGUCAACCCAAACAGCCCCUCCUCUCAAAACACCUUUCACAAAGUUAUCAUUGCUGUGCCUGAGGAUCUCCGAGAAAUCUGUUUAAAUGACAACCUUCACAAAGACUUCAGAAAAGCAAUUGGAGCUAACUGCAUCUUCUACAACACUUCGGUGCACGAACUGGUUGUACUGUCCACAAAUGACUCCACAGUGAAACGAGCAUCUCUUCUGAGUGACAUGCACUUUCGCAGCAUUCGAACCAAACUCAUGCUUAUGUCCCGUAAUGAGGAGGCCACCAAACAUUUGGAGACGAGUAAACAACUGGCAUCAGCCUAUCAGGAGGAGGUGCGAGUACGUGAGGAUCUAAUGGGUUUGGCUAUUGGCUCCCAUGGUGCAAACAUCCAACAAGCACGCAAGGUUCCUGGAGUUACCGCCAUUGAGCUUGAGGAGGAGAGCUGCACCUUUAGAAUCUAUGGAGAGUCACCAGAAGCUGUAAAGCAGGCUAGGGUAUAUCUGGAGUUUAAAGAGGACUCGUUUCAGGUACCCCGGAAUCUUGUAGGCAAAGUUAUCGGAAAAAGUGGCAAAAUCAUCCAAGAGAUUGUGGACAAAUCUGGUGUGGUGCGGGUUCGGAUUGAAGGGGACAAUGACAAAAAGCUGCCUAGAGAGGAGGGUAUGGUUCCUUUCAUCUUUGUAGGAACCAAAGAAAACAUCAGUAAUGCCCAAGCCUUGCUGGAAUACCAUGUUGCCUACCUGCAGGAGGUGGAACAGUUGCGUCUUGAGCGGCUACAGAUUGAUGAGCAGCUUCGUCAGAUUGGCGUAGGUUAUCGUUCAGCUCCAGGUCGCACUGGAGGUCCUGGUGCCAGCGAUCGUGAGAGGGGUUACCUGACUGACGAAAGCAGCAACUCUCUUCAGACUUCCCGCACCUAUGGAGGGCGAGGCAGAGGACGCAAGGCCAACAAUGCAUACUCUGGAUAUGGAACAAACUCUGAGCUGUCAAACGCAUCUGAAUCAGAGGAUCUUGGAGAGAGAGAUUCUAGGCCCCGAGGAGUAGGAGGGGAGGAGAGGGGCUCCAGGAGAGGAGGCCGUGGUCGUGGAUCCAGCACAGGCAGAGGUCGUGGAGGCUCAGGACCCCGCAACUCCAAUACAAUCAGCUCAGUGCUCAAAGACCCGGACAGUAACCCCUACUCUCUGCUGGAGGGUGAGUGUGAUGUUGGCGGUGACACAGAUGCCAGCGAGAGCAUGGGUGGCAAUGACCGCCGAAGGCGCUCCCGUCGUCGCCGCAAUGACCAGGAGCCCAGUGUGAUUGAUGCCGCCAAUGAAUCAGAUGGGCAGGCAGGUGCAAGCGAGAACGGACUGGAUGAUGAAGGCAAACCCCAGCGGCGCAAUAGAAGCCGGCGCCGGCGCAAUCGUGGCACCAGACCCGACGGUGGCUCUGCUAGCCGUGACAGACAGCCUGUUACAGUGGCCGACUUCAUCUCUCGUGCAGAAUCUCAAAGCAGACAGAACCUGCCAGUGAAAAAAGACGCAUCACAGGCCUCUCAUCCUAAGGAGAAUGGGACCAGUGUAAAGAAGGAAGAGCAUGCUCCAUCUAAGCGCUCCCCUAGCAACGGUGUGGCUUCGUCUGGAGAGGCCACCACCCUGGUGAACGGUGUUUCAUAAAGAAACAAACAUCAGCUCAUCACUCAAGACCAAUGUCUAGAGCAAGACACAACGGCGAUCUGUUCCUGCUUGCAUUUACAUAAACCUUUAAACAGACGAGUGAAAAUCGACUAAAAAUCUUGAAUUCAUAUGAGAUUGAGGAGAAAAAGAUAUUUAAAAAAAUGACGCAUCUACUUAAACACGUAACAGUGUAUGUUUAUCCUAUCUAUCAGUACUUAGUGCUUAUUUAAGACAAGCUUGCCAAAAAGAGCUGGUGGAUAUGAUUCAAAAUAGACGUAACUGAACACAGGACGUGACUGUUCAUUUUUAUUUUGGCGAAGAGGUUUUUUUGUUGUUGUUGCUGUCGUCGUCGUCACUGUUGUUGUUGUCUGAUUAAUUUGUUUUCUUUUCUUCACUGGUGUGGGAUUGGUUACAUUCCCAAACUGAUGCAUCUCUGAAACAGUAUUAGAGGCCAGGGAGGAGCUAGCCGAGCAAUGGGGAUUGAGAGAGAAGCAACUCUUGUAAUAGUCAGUUGAGGUGAUGGUACUCUUUGAGAUAAAGGGUGUGUGAGAAAGUAGAGACAUUGUGCCUUGAAUUUGAAAAAAUUUAAACUUGAGCGUUUUUGUUCUGGUGGUGAAAGAUGCUGUUUUUUCUUCCAGAUGAGUAUUCAGUUGAGACGAUGAAGGCAGGGUUAGGCUCGACAAGAAAAGACAGAAUAGAUAAUGAUCUAUUAAUGCCAAACAUAAAGGUGAGAGCUGCUUAUCUGUGGUGGGUGUCAUGAACUGGACGGCGUUGUGUGUGUCUGUGUGCGUGUGUGUGAGUGUACACGUAUGUGUAGUUAUUAGCAAUGGAACCAUAGGCUAUAAUUUGGGAGUACUGUUACAUGGUCUCUGAGCUGACCCUAUGAAAAGGGACAUAGAUGGAAUGCAGCCAAGUUGGAUUAAUAGGUAGAGUGGCAAAUGGGGACUGCUGCACAGACAAACGGACAGUUGGAAACCUGCCAGCAUUAGUUACAUCCAGAACUGAUAUCCAAGCAAACAUCAGUGCCUCUAACCCCAAAAUCAACUGCUGGUGGGAAAGUGGCAAAAGUACCGCACCCAGGUGCAGCUCCGACAAACGAAACAAGGUGUUUUAAAAACACUGUGCCUGCAGAGCGCUUGAGAAGGCCACGACUUUUGUGAUCUCCCCCUAGUCGAUGGGGUUGGUUUAUACACAAAGUAGUGGUCAGGAAGGCACAUUGUAUUGGAAAUAGCACAUCCUUAGAAAAGUUGAGAGCCAAACGUGCACACAUGAAAGUGUAUAUGAAUACAAAGUACACUCUGAUGAUCUCACUACACAGUUUAGACCUCCUGGGUCUCUUAUCAAGGAUCAAACCUAAAUUGUCGUCCAUGUGCCACUGGAGGACAAGUGACCGUGGUGUCUGACCUGAACGAGAUGUCUGUCGCGGUUCCUGACAGUCGCGGUCAAAAAAAGAAGCACCCGGGAGAUUUUCAUCUCCCUUCGGUUCAUGUUAAUGUCAUCUUGGUUUUUGCUCUCAAACUUUUUUCGGUUGUACUUUUCACAUCAUAGAAAAAAUGAAAUAAAAUGGAAGAGAAAUCA
Trichomycterus rosablanca is the source of this 4161-nucleotide messenger RNA. RefSeq names its product FMR1 autosomal homolog 2 (gene fxr2). Gene Ontology annotation, cellular component: neuronal cell body; membrane; nucleus. The record is from RefSeq and is a predicted model, not a curated record. Bases 568 to 2583 code for a protein of 671 amino acids. Lineage: Eukaryota; Metazoa; Chordata; Actinopteri; Siluriformes; Trichomycteridae. The transcript has 17 exons. Gene Ontology annotation, molecular function: translation regulator activity; protein homodimerization activity; mRNA 3'-UTR binding. Gene Ontology annotation, biological process: regulation of alternative mRNA splicing, via spliceosome; regulation of filopodium assembly; positive regulation of translation.